Messenger RNA from Rosa rugosa (rugosa rose), 567 nucleotides. RefSeq names its product protein OPI10 homolog. Bases 65 to 541 code for a protein of 158 amino acids. Gene Ontology annotation, biological process: protein import into nucleus. Gene Ontology annotation, molecular function: nuclear import signal receptor activity. Gene Ontology annotation, cellular component: cytosol; nucleus. Lineage: Eukaryota; Viridiplantae; Streptophyta; Magnoliopsida; Rosales; Rosaceae. The transcript is spliced from 2 exons. The record is from RefSeq and is a predicted model, not a curated record.
GAACACCAUCUCCGGCCACCAUUUCAUCACCAUCCAAAAUUAACACAAUUAGGGAUUCCUCGACAUGAACACCUUCGUAGGUGAGGCGUACGAUCAGGUUCGUGAAAUGUGCAUAUUCCUCUUAAACGACUUCAAGCUGCCGGCGGACAAAGCCCUAGCCGUUUACAUCCAGUCUCCCGGCUCCGCCUUCCUCUUCUGCGGCGCCGUCACCGUCGUUCGACCCUCGGCGGUGCUCUCCCUCCCCUGGCCGGAGCCCGGUGGCCAGCUCCAGCUCACCACCGACGCCGCCCCACUCUCCGCCAAGAUCGGGGUCUUGGUCGAGGACCUGGCCACGCUGCCGUCUCUGGAUGUCACCGCCGAGAAGCGAAUUGAGCGUUUGGCGAUGAAGGUUGGGGAGAAUCUGUUCAAUUUUAUGCAGUCGUUUUGUGGUGUCGAUGGCUCCAAGCUGGUGGUGCCCAUGGAUAUAUUGGAUCGGUGGUUCAAGAAGUUCCAGGAGAGGGCUAAGCGAGACCCCGAGUACUUGAAGGGCUUCGUUUUGUAAUUCUGUAAGUCUUGCUUGUUCACUUU